GGCGCUCAGCCUCUCAUCGGCCCCAAGGCACCUUUCUUGCUCCAGCACGCACCCUUACGCACCCCUGCGCGCCUGGGCCUAGUGGUGGAGGCCGCAGGGGGCCUGGCUGCUCAUUGGCUACUGCGACCGCGGGGCGGGGUAGGUGGGCGACGUUGGACCCCCGAGGGCCUGAGUGUCUUUCCCGCCAUGUCGUUUGUGGAGAGCGGGAGGCGUUCGGCCCCUCUGCGCCGCCGGCCCGGCACCCCUGUCCCGUUCGCUCGACCUGCGUAUUCCGUUUUCAGUCAGGGAGAUAGCUGGGGUGAGGGCGAAGUCGAAGAGGAGGAGGGAUGCGACCAAGUGGCCCGUGAUUUGCGGGCGGAGUUCUCGGCCGGGUCGUCAUCGAAACUCAGAAAGGACCCGGUACUCCGGCCAGAUGGGGACGGAUCUCCGGUUCUGCCCGAUAAACGCAAUGGCAUUUUCUCGGCGGAUGCGGGUGGUAAAGCCCUGGCUCGGCGCUGGCCGGUCCAGGUCCUCUCAAUUCUCUGUUCGCUGCUGUUCGCCAUCCUUCUUGCCUGCCUGCUCGCCAUCACCUACCUGAUCGUAAAAGAGUUACAUGCUGAAAAUUUGAAGAAUGAAGAUGAUGUAAACACUGGACUGUUAGGAUUCUGGAGUCUACUUAUAAUAUCCCUAACUGCUGGAUUCUCCUGCUGCAGCUUUUCUUGGACAGUGACUUACUUUGAUUCUUUUGAACCAGGAAUGUUUCCUCCUACUCCUCUUUCACCUGCCAGGUUCAAGAAAAUGACCGGACAUUCCUUCCACAUGGGCUACAGUAUGGCAAUUUUGAAUGGCAUUGUAGCUGCUCUUACUGUAGCUUGGUGCCUCAUGUAAACCUGCACUGAAGCAAAGUACUGGACAAAACUUAGUCAUGAUUACUUUGUAAUAACAGAACAUCACUGCCUAUUCAGAAGACCAAGAAAGUUGCUGCUCAUUAUGUGGUUCAGAUACAAGUCAUAUCAUCAUCAUUAUGGAGGACUUUUUCUAGAUCCUAGGCAUUGGGAAAAUAUAAGUAUUCAGUUUCAAGUAGUUCUUAAAAGUAUAAGAUGUUUACCUCAUCUUUUUACUUUUGUGUGUGUCGUCCUUAUAAGUUGUAGAAAACAUUUUAAUGGAAAUCAAACUCAGAAACCUAGAUGCAGAACAUCCUGUAUUAAAGCCUGCUUUUCCAUGUAUAUACUACAUUUUUGCUAAGAAAUACUGAUAGUACUUUUGAGAUAGAAAUAUUUCUUAUUUAUUCAUUGUAUUAGAAAAGCAAACAAUGCCUACUACUUUGACAUUUUAUAGAAGCUACUUUUAAAUCAGAAUAUUUAGUUUUCAAUAUAUAAUCAAUAGAAGGUGCACUUAUUUUUUAACGGGGUAUGGUUCUUUGGGGUUUUGUUUUUUUUUUUUUUUUUUUUACAUAUUUUCCUACUAUAUAUUGAAUUUGUAUCUUUUUAAAUUGUUGCAUCUAGGCAAAUGUAAAUGUUAUUUUUUUAUCUGGUGCAAACCUAAUACCUUCCAUUUUUAAUAAGUAUUUUGUCUUUUAAGAAAAGCACAUUGGCCUCACAUUUAAAAAUAAGUAAACUUAUUUUUAACAGAAAAGUAGUUUAAUUAUUUAAGGAAUGAUAAUACUGAGGAAAUUUAAAGCUGUCCCCUCUUUCCAUUUUCACAAUGCCAAAUAUUUAUCUUGGUGCAUAUAUGGUUACUUCAACAGAACCGAUACUAUCUUGUUUUUAGUAAAUAUAGACUUGACAUUUUUAUAUUUAGGAAUGCUUGAAUUAGUUUGUUUUUAGUCUCCAAAAUUUGGUUACCAAAAUAGAAAAAGUAUUUUGAUACAAUGUGUGUACAUGUAUAAUUUUUUAUGUAUAGUUUCCUUAUUUUCCUAUUUAAAUGUUCUUUUGUAAUUGUGUUGUUUUGUUUUUGUUCUCAUUCUAAUUAAGCCUUAAUUGUUCCAAUUCCUUUCUAAAUACCUGCUUAGGAAUAGUCUCUUGAAUUUUAGAAAGAUGGACUAUUUAAAAUACUGUUUUCCCUGGCCAUAGGAAAACCUGCCUUAGGAUAGCACUGUGUAGCAAAACUGCUUAUUCAGGCCAAAUGGGAAAUGAAUAUAUACAUUUGUUCAUGUUACCUGCUAAUUGUUGUUACUGAGUAAAUGAUUUAAUAAUGUUUCUAAAA
This is a messenger RNA of Bubalus bubalis (water buffalo), 2184 nucleotides long. RefSeq names its product ADP ribosylation factor like GTPase 6 interacting protein 6 (gene ARL6IP6). The record is from RefSeq and is a predicted model, not a curated record. The transcript is spliced from 4 exons. The coding region runs from base 187 to 867 and encodes 226 amino acids. NCBI's taxonomy places the organism in Eukaryota, Metazoa, Chordata, Mammalia, Artiodactyla, Bovidae.